UGGGGCCGAACAGACGCUAACGUGACCAGCACGCGCACGCAUUCCGUUAAAUGAAGCGUUUUAUAUAUUUAUAUAUAUGUAUGACCCUGCAUGAAGCCGUUGUUCGGAGUGGACUCAUGAACGUGUUUUUUCUUUUCAGUCAAACAGGGACGUUAAAGAUACGGCGGUAAUAAUCUAGCUUGUUUUUUUUUUAUCAUUAUUAUUUAUUCCAAGGCUGAGCGCGUCAAGCAAGCGGAAUUGGCUUCCAUUAUCACUCCAGGCGGCGAUAACACCGAUCUGGACACACUGGGGCGAUGUGAAACGCCGAUAUCGCUCGUUCCUUCCGCGCACCGAGGAAUAAGAUGAGCACCGGGCAGGAUAUGUCUCCCGAUUUUGUCUUGAUGCGCCUGGUGUCUGCGGCCGAGGAGGACCGCCUGGACGCUGAGAACGGCAAUCUCUCUGCGGGCACCGGAGGAGCGGUGCCUGGAUACGCGCAGGACGUCUUGAGUCACGGAAACGUUAAGGGUAAACUGGACUGCGCGCAGAAUCAGCUCUCAGCGGGAAACAAAGCUCCGCAGUGUGCCGGAAGCGAGGCACCUGACGCGGGUGUGAUGGCGAGCAGAGACGCGCUGGCUCUUCCUCCUCCUCCGCUACACUCCGCUCAGGCCCGCGCUUACGAUCUCAGCCACAGACGCGGCAUCGGGCCUCAGCUCUUAGUGUUCCGAAACGUUUCAAGAGACCCCGAUGGAUUGUCCGAAAACAAUGCGGAUGCUUCGAUGGCUUUCGAGGAGCAGACUUCCGAGUCGAGUGGCAGCGCAAAUAACAACAAUGCACCGAGCGCUGGUGAUGCUCAGCAGCAUCAAUACCAUCCUCCAUGGGCGCUGCAUCCUGAGCUGAAGCUGAGCACAGCGCACACGGACAGAGCCGAGCUGUGCCACCGGCAUCGCAUCAUCUCGGAGAAACGCGACUGGCCGCAGCUUGUUGACAAAUCAAACCCGACUGCGGUGUUAGACCCGGCAUGGAGCGUGAGAGCGCAGGAAGAGCUUCGGCUCCCGGACAGGCCUGCUCUGGAGCUCGCGAGGCAGUUCGGGGAGCUGGGACUCGCCCCGGUGCCCGAGUUUUUGCUCAAGGACGGCGAUCUGCAGCACUGCUCGUGCUCCACGACGCCCGGAAUCCGACAAGGCGAAGAUCCAUCCGAGACCAGCGAUGCUCUGCUCGUGCUCGAGGGCCUCGGCUCGGAGGAGGUCAACAAUUCCGAGUCCCAAAACGGUGCCCAGGUGAAAACACAACUCGCGCUCAAAUGUUUCCCAUCGGUCCUCUCGGGCCAGGCGGUCGGGGUCACCGGUGGUCUCUGCUUACCAGCAUGUCGCGACUCACAGCUUUGUUGUUUGUUGCAAGGCUCCCUAUCCAUUAAGGCUCAAUCCAACACGAAUGACAGAGACUGCACACAAUUCCCAUCCUCAUCAUCAUCAGUAGAGCCCGUGCGUUCUGCCAGCGCGAGCUCGAGCCUCGGUUCGAACCCGAGCAUGCAAAGCGCCGGUCCGUCCCGGGUGCCGUAUUCCGAGAAAGCGCUGAAAGUGCCAGCGAAGUCCAGAAAAGGGUCUCUCAAAAUACGUCUGAGCAAACUUUUCAGAACUAAAAGCUGUAGCGGCUCUAAUAAUCUCCUGGAUAAGAGACCGUCGGUGACGUUUUCCAUCUCUUCAGCCGGAAGUCUGGUGGACAUGUCAGGCGUGAGCACCGUGGAGCACGACACUGCCAGCCAACCUGGAUUAACAAGGGCCCAAAGUGCCUUCUCUGGUGCUGCUUUCACUCCUGUUUUCACAGGGGAAACAGUGUCGCUGGUGGAUGUGGACAUCUCACAGCGAGGACGAAACUCUCCUCAUCCCCCAACCCCUCCUCCACCUCCACGCAGAAGUCUCAGCCUGCUAGAUGAUAUAGGCGGGCCACAGCCAGGGCCUUUCCUAGUGAAUGUCAUGGGGGCAUCCCUGCAGUCUCUCCCCCUGCCUCUUCCUCCUCCUCCCCCCCUCCAUGCCACCAUCCAGCAUAGCCUCAGCCUCAAUGAUGCUUUCUUCCGAGCUCUCCCUCAUUCUUCGCCAUCACCAAUUGAGACUCCACCUCCAAUGAGAGUAGCUCCAUCUUCAAAUGUUUGUCCUCUAAGGGGAGUUGAUUCCAGCAGCUUCACAGCGAGUCUGAGAGAAUUGGAGAGGUGUGGCUGGUACUGGGGCCCGAUGAACUGGGAAGACGCGGAACUGAAACUGAAAGGGAAGCCGGAUGGUUCUUUUCUGGUGCGAGACAGUUCAGACCCCCGAUACAUCCUUAGUCUCAGUUUCCGCUCACAAGGAGUUACACACCACACACGCAUGGAGCAUUACAGAGGAACCUUCAGCUUAUGGUGCCAUCCGAAGUUUGAGGACCGCUGCCAUUCUGUGGUGGAGUUCAUCGAACGUGCCAUCAUGCAUUCUAAGAACGGAAAAUUCCUUUACUUUCUGCGGUCACGUGUACCUGGACUCCCACCGACCCCAGUGCAACUUCUGUAUCCAGUAUCCCGCUUCUGUAACGUCAAAUCCCUGCAGCACCUUUGCCGCUUCUGCAUCCGACAGCUUGUCCGCAUAGACCACAUUCAGGAGCUCCCUCUCCCAAAACCCCUCAUUUCCUACCUGAAAAAGUUCUACUAUUAUGACCCAGAGGAAGAGAUGUACCUGUCAAUCAAAGGCAUGCGACAGAUGGCAGGUGUAGAGCAAGAGCCAGAGUCUGAGACAUAACCAGAAAGCCACAUUUGCUGUUUUCUGUGUAUGGAUAACAGAUGGGAUAGUGCAUAGAUGCUUCUGUUGCACAGCUCUGCCCCAAAUUCCCCAUCAGUCUUCCAGCAGAAGCCAAAUGGACGUCAUCAGAAUGGCUGCUUGUUGUGUUAAGUCAAGAUGGGGUAGCGAAAUGCUGGAGUACUGUCCAUAUGAACCUGUCCAGCGAUGAUCUGCCAGGCUUUAGACUUCUGGACAGGCACAGAACUGUGAAAUGAAAUGGAUAGGACUUUUUAAAUGUGAUCUGGAGUUCUGAAAUAACCUCCAUCUGUAGCUCAUGAAAACACUGGACUUUUUACACUGGACACAUUUGUGAAUCGCUUUCCUUUGUUUUUUUGUUUUUUUUUCUUUUUCCUCUUUGUUAUCUUGCACCCCUUAUUAUUUGCCCUUUACCUCAGUUGUACCCUCCUCAGCCUGACUGCAGGCCAUCUUUACAGUAAAACACAGUAAAAAUCAAAA
Messenger RNA from Clarias gariepinus (North African catfish), 3236 nucleotides. It is a transcript of the gene socs7, whose product is annotated as suppressor of cytokine signaling 7. Gene Ontology annotation, cellular component: phosphatidylinositol 3-kinase complex. NCBI's taxonomy places the organism in Eukaryota, Metazoa, Chordata, Actinopteri, Siluriformes, Clariidae. The transcript is spliced from 10 exons. Bases 342 to 2741 code for a protein of 799 amino acids. The record is from RefSeq and is a predicted model, not a curated record. Gene Ontology annotation, molecular function: 1-phosphatidylinositol-3-kinase regulator activity. Gene Ontology annotation, biological process: intracellular signal transduction; phosphatidylinositol phosphate biosynthetic process.